AUCCUUACGUGAGGGCAUGAGUCGCAGCCCUUUGAGCCAAUCGACUCCGUUACAACAACGCCAGAUUGAACCCUUGUGGGCUCGGUUUACAAACCAUCAAGUCCUGACAAGCACCUGUCUCUGUUCCUCUGCUCCACUAAAUUAAACCUGACUAACAUUUGGCUUUGUUCUUACCUCCAAGGUGGUCCUGUAAUAAUGUGUCAUCAGGCUAUAAAAGGGUGUCAUGAUCACACGCAUGCAGAAGAGUGGUGAUGAUAAGGAACAGCAAGGCUGGCCCUCGUCCAAUGUGUGACACCGACCCGGCGUGCAAACAGUGGGUCAGUGGGACUUCAAAUUCUCACUGUCACUUCCGCCCAACAGGUGUUGUCUAGAUAACAGAAGGAACACACAUAUUUGGGCCCACAGAUGAAGUUUUAUUACCUCCUUUGCCGCAUGUUAUUGAGCGGAUGCUCCAUGCAACGGUAAAUGUCACUGUUGGGGGACAGACAGGAGUCUAUUUUAGUGAGCCGUUCACACUCGCACUGCCGCUAUAAAUCUUAUAGAUUUUUUCUGUCUCAGAACGUCGAUUGCUGCCUGACUCACAUACACUUUUCUUCAGUUUGGAGGCUCAAGGAGCUGUUCGGCUUCAAUAAGGUAGAGUUGCUUUUGUUCUGGUCUUUGUGGAUUACAGUAAACUCGAUGCGGUGGGCAUGUUGAGGCGUUGAGUUUAGCUCUGAGAAUAAGUAUACGUUGUUCAGCACGCAGCAGCAUUUAAAACACUUACUAACAGUGACAUUAUAAUCUAUAAAGUGUCUAAUUCAGAGGAGUGUCUUAUCUUCACUUUGGGGUUUUAUUUGGAAAUCAUUGUGAUUAAUAUGAACAGCAAAUUGAACAGUGUCAGUGUACAUGCCUGUGGAUUAUCUGGCCAUUUAUCUUUGUUGUCACCUAUGCAGAGACUCUUGUGAGUUAUGUUACCGCGGCCGCUGGACCGGCACUUUGAAACUUUGCUUACGACACAAAGUACUUUUAUAGUUACAGUCAUUUUUAAAGAUGUAUUCUGGAAAUAUGCAUACAUACGAAACAGCAAAUCAAAGUAUGAACUGUAAUAUGUAUUUACAUUUGUUAUAUUAUUACAUUUGACAAAUGUUGACCACAAUAAAGGAAACAAAAUGAAAUGCAAUGAAUGCAAAAUGUGAAUUACGACACAACAAAAUUACAAAAAUAUUCCAAUUGGCCCUAAAACUGUACUAGGGCAACACAUGAGUGAACAAUAAAUAACUUUGUUCAGCUUUAGUGGGCCAAUGAAGGCUGAGAGUGGGUGAACUACUUGGACCACGGAGGUUAAAAAGGUCCAUUGAACAGGUGUUAAAAGCUGAAUUCACUCUGGUUGCAAGUAAGUGCAUUCAAACUUCACAGAAAAGAGACUUUUAAUUAUCUUUUAUUUUUCCAAUUCUAGUGCCGGAUUUAAGACAAUCAUGGCUGAUCAAACUAAAAAAAUUCAAAAAUCAAAGAUCUCCUCCUCUCGGAGGCUGGGGUUGAAGAUUCGACUUUUGACAGUCGCUUCUCAGAUGCUGCAGGAGGAGAGGGAGCAGAAAAAGAAGGAGAGAGAAGAUUGUCUGGAAGAACGACUUCCUCCUCUAAAUCUGUCUGGUCUGUCUUUACAAGACCUUCUGGAUCUUUGUAAAGAUUUGCAUCUCAAGAUUGACGUUGUAGAUGAGGAGUGGUACGAUAUCAACCUCAAGGUGUCCAAAAACAACAAAGAGAUAGAAAACAUGAACCUGAAGAUCAUUGAGAUCCAGAGUAAGUUCAAGAAGCCGACCUUGAAGAGAGUGAAGAUCUCAGCUGAGGACAUGCUGAGCAUUCUGCUGGGCUCCAAACACAAGGAGUCCAUCGACUUCAAGGCCAACCUCAAAACAGUCAAGAAGGAAGAGGAAAAGAAAGAGGAAGUUACCGACUGGCGUAAGAACGUGGAGGCCAUGUCUGGCAUGGAGGGCAGGAAGAAGCUGUUUGACACCUAAAGAAACAUGUACUUUUGAUUAAGAGAUCAUCUUAUGAUGAAUUCUUAACAUUACUUACUGUCUUACCUCUAUUGUAUCAAUUUAUGAAUUUCAGGUGGGACCAAAAAAAACAACCUUUAAAACAGGAUGGUCUCGCUUGUUGUAAUCUUACAGAAAUAAAAUUAAAAAGAAACAGACAUUGUUUGUGGUCUUUAAAUUAGGUUCAACAUAUAAUUUUCAUUACUGGCUUUGUAACGGUGACUGUUUUGCAGGUCUCUUCUGCAGCCUUGUGGUGGCAGCAUAACACUAGUGGAGAAACAUUGUUUGUCUCUCGUAAAUAAACAACUGCCAGUCGUGUUAUCUGCUGUGAUACAAUGCCAUCUAGCUUGUCAGACAUUCAAGAUAUAAUGCGAAACAAUUAAACAGCAUGAUUGCACUCUU
Molecule: messenger RNA, 2417 nt
Organism: Cyclopterus lumpus (lumpfish)
Lineage: Eukaryota; Metazoa; Chordata; Actinopteri; Perciformes; Cyclopteridae
Gene: tnni4b.2
Product: troponin I4b, tandem duplicate 2
Exons: 8
Coding region: 1455-1997 (180 amino acids)
Biological process (GO): muscle contraction
Cellular component (GO): troponin complex
Source: RefSeq, a predicted model, not a curated record